AUGGAGCUUGUCCUUGAAUCGGCGCUCGAAGCAAUUAUAUUACGCUAUUCUGCAACUCUCGCCGGCCACAUCUGGACCUGCAUCGCCUUCUUCGCUGCAGCCCUAGGCCUCUGGCGCCUACGCUUCUUCGGAUCUCGAUCGGAAUCCAAAUCCAUCGCCCCCACUGUUCACGUUCCCCCAUCGAAGCCGGCGAUCAUCCCGUCGGCGGUUGUUUCACCUCCGGUACUGGAUUGCAGCGAUCGGAUUGGGACGGAAUCGUCGACCAAGGGAAGGUUCACCGCUUACUUCCUCGCCGAAGAUGAGACUCACGGCGGCCAUGAGGACGAGGAAUGGGUACCUGAAGGUUUUAGUUACGGUGCAGACUGUUGGGAUUGUUGGGAUUGGGAAUGGAGUGCGGAUCUGGGUUGGUACGGUUGCCAGGAUCGAUCGGCGAUUAACGGCAGUGUUGUGAAGCUGUGGAACAGUGGCGGGAGAGGAUUUGCGGUCGUGCCGGCGGUUAGUGAGCAGUGGAAUUAG
Phalaenopsis equestris is the source of this 516-nucleotide messenger RNA. RefSeq lists its product as uncharacterized. Bases 1 to 516 code for a protein of 171 amino acids. The transcript has a single exon. NCBI's taxonomy places the organism in Eukaryota, Viridiplantae, Streptophyta, Magnoliopsida, Asparagales, Orchidaceae. The record is from RefSeq and is a predicted model, not a curated record.